AACGGGACUCAGAGCGGACCGGGAAGGAGAACACCGUGCAUGAAACCCUGCGGGGAACGGGGGUCCCGGGGGGGUCCGGGCAGGGAUGGCCCUUGGGUGGGGACAGCGCGGCCACCAGCGCUGGAGCUGCCCCGUGCCCGCAGGUGACAGCGCAGCCCUGAGGAUGCCGGGCCGGGUCCCGGGAAGCUGCGGGGCCCCGGGGACGCGGGGCCGGGUCCCGGGAAGCUGCGGGGCCCCGGGGAUGUGGGGUCGGAUCCCAGCCCUGCUCGGCCUGGCCCUGGCCUUGGCAUCGCUGCUGCCCGCGGCCGGAGCGCGCCGGAGCCAGGACCUGCACUGCGGAGCCUGCCGGGCGCUGGUGGAUGAGCUGGAGUGGGAGAUCGCCCAGGUGGACCCCAGGAAAACCAUCCAGAUGGGCUCGUUCCGCAUCAACCCCGACGGCAGCCAGUCCGUGGUGGAGGUGCCGUACGCCCGUUCCGAGGCGCACCUGACGGAGCUGCUGGAGCGGGUGUGCGAGAAGAUGAAGGAGUACGGCGAGCGGCUGGACCCGGCCACGCAGCGCAAGAGCUACGUGCGCGUCAUCUCCCGCGACGGCGCCAAGAUGGACCUGUCCGGCCUCAAGUUCGACGGGGACGUCACCUCCAGCCUGAAAUUCGCGUGCGAGAGCAUCGCCGAGGAGUACGAGGACGAGCUCAUCGAGUUCCUGUCGCACGAGGCCGAGAACGUCAAGGACCGGCUGUGCAGCAAGAGGACGGACCUGUGCGACCACGCGCUCCACAUCCCACACGACGAGCUGUGACUGCCUCGGGAGCGGGGACCGGGACGGCACCGGGACGGCACCGGGACCCACGGGGACGUCCCCAGGACCCACGGGGACAUCCCUGGGACCCACGGGGACGUCCCCAGAAUCCACCAGGACAUCCCCGGGACCCACGGGGACGUCCCCAGAAUCCACCAGGACAUCCCCGGGACCCACGGGGACAUCCCCAGGACCCACCGGGACAUCCCCAGGAUCCACUGGGACAGCACCGGGACCCACGGGGACGUCCCCAAGACCCACCAGGAUGUCCCCAGAACCCAUGGGGAUGUCCCCAGGACCCACCGGGGUGUCCCCAGGAUCCACCGGGACGUCCCCAGGAUCCACUGGGACAUCCCUAGAACCCACCAGGAUGUCCCCAGGACCCACUGGGACCCACCAGGACAUCCCCAGAAUCCACCAGGACAUCCCCAGGACAGACACAUCUCCGGGACCUCCCCGGUUGCCUCCCCCCGUGCGGAGCUCCCGUCCUAUUUAUUCCCCAUUCGGGGCCACCGGUUCGGCCACGGGGCCAGGGCCACGUCCCGGCUCCUUUUGGGACAUUUCAGGGACAUUCCUGCCCCGCUGCCGGGGGACACGGGGACACAGCGGGGCUCGGCCCCCGCGGGGUUGGGGGGUGUGGGGACCCCCCUGUGUUUUGCAGGCAAUAAAGGGGCUGUGGGCCCACCCGAGGGCA
Passer domesticus (house sparrow) is the source of this 1490-nucleotide messenger RNA. RefSeq names its product protein canopy homolog 2-like. Bases 86 to 796 code for a protein of 236 amino acids. The record is from RefSeq and is a predicted model, not a curated record. The transcript has 5 exons. Gene Ontology annotation, cellular component: endoplasmic reticulum. NCBI's taxonomy places the organism in Eukaryota, Metazoa, Chordata, Aves, Passeriformes, Passeridae.